AUGCGCUAUAUUGUUACCAAAGUAAAACUCGAGAAGCCAGAGCAGGAGCCCGCCGCCGCCGCCUCGCCUCCUCUCGGCUCCUCCCCAGCCUCCGCCGGGGAGCGCCAGGCCCCUCAAAUGACGCUGAAGGAGGCCCCGAACUCAUGUCCCGCAAACGGCGCGAGUGCGGCGGAGAUUCGGCGCUACAGGACAGCCUUCACGCGGGAGCAGAUCGGUCGGCUGGAGAAGGAGUUCCUUCGGGAGAACUACGUGAGCCGGCCGCGGCGCUGUGAGCUGGCGCAGGAGCUGGGGCUGCCCGAGGCCACGAUUAAGGUGUGGUUCCAGAACCGUCGCAUGAAGGACAAGCGGCAGCGCCUCGCCUUGGCCUGGCCUUACGCGGACCCCGCCCUGACGGCCUACCUCCUGCACGCGGCCGCCGCCACGGGCGCCUACCCGCCCUACCUGCCGCCUUCGCUUCCGCCGGGAUCGCCAUGGGCGGCCGCCGCAGCUGCAGCUGCUGCCGCCGGCGUGGCAGGCACUCCGUCCUACUCCUCGCCGACGCAUGCCACUCCGCUCUCGAGGUUCGCCCCCUACCCCCGCCCACACCCGCCCGUCCUCUCGCCGCCCUACUCCCGGCCUUCCGAGGUGCACAUGCCGCCCUCCGCCUCCGUCCUCACGCCCACACCGGUGGUCCCACGACCCAUUGUUGGCGGCCACCUGCCCUCCUGCCCAGUGCGCGACUCCCCCUCAAAGAUGGGCGUCGAGGGCUGUCUCUGCGGGCUGCUUGCGUACCCUGGUCUGGCAAGUCACACCCUCGCACAGGAAUCCGCCCUUCCCUUCCCGCCCACGCUUCUGGCCUCCACCACAGCCACUUCCGGGAGCCCAACCUUGGCCGCCCACACCCCCGCCUCGAGCAGCACCUCCUCCUCUACCUCCUCCUCCUCGUCCUCCAGUGACAAGGUCGACGUCGACGUUUCCUCCUCCGGCCGCACCAGCCCGCCUCUGCCGCGCGCCCCCAAGGCCCUGUUCCAGCCGUACCGCGACGACCUCGUCUCAUGA
Messenger RNA from Penaeus indicus, 1038 nucleotides. RefSeq names its product homeobox even-skipped homolog protein 1-like. Lineage: Eukaryota; Metazoa; Arthropoda; Malacostraca; Decapoda; Penaeidae. The transcript is spliced from 3 exons. Gene Ontology annotation, molecular function: DNA-binding transcription factor activity, RNA polymerase II-specific; RNA polymerase II cis-regulatory region sequence-specific DNA binding. Gene Ontology annotation, cellular component: nucleus. The record is from RefSeq and is a predicted model, not a curated record. Gene Ontology annotation, biological process: regulation of transcription by RNA polymerase II. Bases 1 to 1038 code for a protein of 345 amino acids.